AUGGCAUCCAAAGCUCGCCAUAGCCAAGCGGAAGUCUCCUUCGAUGAGAUUCCCCUAGAGCGGGGUUCAAAUUCCAACGAUGAGGACAUCUUUUCCGAUCUAUCAGCCCGCAUCCCCAGCCUACAACCGCUGUCAUCGGCGGCCAGAGCAGCCACUAGGGCGGAGCGAAAGAUGUCGCUACUCACCGGUUGUCAACUUUAUCCAAAGGCAAUCUUAUGGUCAAUUGUCCUCUCGUCAACGAUCAUUAUGGAAGGCUACGACACGACACUUCUCGUCAGUUUCUUUACAUUCCCGGUCUUCAAUCAGAAAUAUGGAGCCCCAGACCCAUCUCAGCCGGGAAACUUUGAGAUUUCCUCCAAGUGGCAAUCGGGCCUAACCUCUGCAGCCGUGGUUGGCCAAAUCCUCGGGUUAUUUAUGAACGGCUUCCUCGCAGACCGGUUCGGCUAUCGCCGGACAAUACUGACAGCCUUGGUCUCUUUAUGUUGCUUUAUAUUCUUGCCUUUCUUCGCCGUGAAUCUCCAGAUGUUCUUAGUUGGCCAGGUUUUAUGCGGGAUUCCGUGGGGAAUAUUUCAAACCUUAGGCACAACGUAUGCGGCAGAGGUGAUGCCAGUUGCACUUCGGGCAUAUAUUCUAAGCAGUAUGAACAUUUGUUGGUUGAUUGGACAACUAUGUGCUGUUGGAGUAGUUCGCAGCCAAGCAGGCAAUGAAACGGAGUGGGCAUAUCGCAUGCCACUUGCCUUGCAGUGGGCCCUGGCUGUUCCAAUUAUAAUCGGAGUUUACUUCGCACCCGAGUCCCCAGGGUGGCUGGUUCGCAAGGAGCGGCCCGGGGAGGCUAGAAGGACAUUACUGCGUCUUACCACAGCACACGACGCUUUCAACAUUGACGAGGUAGUAGCGAUGAUGACACAUACCAAUGAGACGGAAAAGCAUCUGGGCAACGGUCAAAUCACAUACUUGGACUGCUUUAAAGGGAUCAAUUUCCGACGCACGGAAAUUGCCUGCAUGAUCUGGAUUACACAGCAAGCUUCCUUCUCCAGCUCGGGGACUUACGCAGCAUAUUUCUAUCAACAAGCCGGUCUCAGCGUUCAAAAUUCCUUCACUCUUGCUAUCGGUAUGUAUGGCAUAGCUAUAGUUGGCGCGAUCCUGUCGUGUUUCUGGAUGAGGCGAGCCGGGCGCCGUAGGAUCUACCUCAUUGGUCUCGCCGUCUCAAUGGCUAUUCUCACGGUUGCAGGCGGUAUUGGGUGCAUACCUACAACAAAUGCCCAGUCAUGGGCUCUUGGGGGCCUCAUUACCUUCCUCUCAUUCAUCUACAACCUCAGCAUUGGGCCUAUAUGUUAUGUCCUUGUUGCAGAGAUCCCUUGCACCCGGCUGCGCAUCAAGACUGUUAUCCUCGCCCGUAUCGUUUACAAUAUGGCUUCUAUCGUGACCAAUGUUGUUACCCCACGAAUGCUGAAUCAUACAGCAUGGGAUUGGAAGGGGAAAUCGUGCUUCUUCUUUCUGGGAUUUAGCGCCGUGUGUUUCAUUUGGUGCUACCUGCGACUCCCGGAGACAUUUGGGUUAAGUUACUUGGAGAUUGAUAUCCUGUUUGAAAGGAGGGCUAAAACCAGCAAGUUCCGGGAACUUCAGCGGCAUCUUGCGAAUAGAGGCUAUUUCAGCGUGCCAGAUGAGGGUCAAAAGCAGCCCGCCAUGUGGUAA
Penicillium verrucosum is the source of this 1695-nucleotide messenger RNA. RefSeq names its product putative MFS sugar transporter. Gene Ontology annotation, biological process: transmembrane transport; carbohydrate transport. Bases 1 to 1695 code for a protein of 564 amino acids. The record is from RefSeq and is a predicted model, not a curated record. Gene Ontology annotation, molecular function: carbohydrate:proton symporter activity. Gene Ontology annotation, cellular component: membrane. Lineage: Eukaryota; Fungi; Ascomycota; Eurotiomycetes; Eurotiales; Aspergillaceae. The transcript is spliced from 2 exons.